Ailuropoda melanoleuca (giant panda) is the source of this 731-nucleotide messenger RNA. RefSeq names its product actin-like. The transcript has a single exon. The annotation marks the transcript as partial. NCBI's taxonomy places the organism in Eukaryota, Metazoa, Chordata, Mammalia, Carnivora, Ursidae. The record is from RefSeq and is a predicted model, not a curated record.
UCUCGCACUCUGUUCUUCCGCCGCUCCGCCGUCGCGUUUCUCUGCCGGUCGCAAUGGAAGAAGAGAUCGCCGCGCUGGUCAUUGACAAUGGCUCCGGCAUGUGCAAAGCUGGUUUUGCUGGGGACGACGCUCCCCGAGCCGUGUUUCCUUCCAUCGUCGGGCGCCCCAGACACCAGGGCGUCAUGGUGGGCAUGGGCCAGAAGGACUCCUACGUGGGCGACGAGGCCCAGAGCAAGCGUGGCAUCCUGACCCUGAAGUACCCCAUUGAGCAUGGCAUCGUCACCAACUGGGACGACAUGGAGAAGAUCUGGCACCACACCUUCUACAACGAGCUGCGCGUGGCCCCGGAGGAGCACCCAGUGCUGCUGACCGAGGCCCCCCUGAACCCCAAGGCCAACAGAGAGAAGAUGACUCAGAUUAUGUUUGAGACCUUCAACACCCCGGCCAUGUACGUGGCCAUCCAGGCCGUGCUGUCCCUCUACGCCUCUGGGCGCACCACUGGCAUUGUCAUGGACUCUGGAGACGGGGUCACCCACACGGUGCCCAUCUACGAGGGCUACGCCCUCCCCCACGCCAUCCUGCGUCUGGACCUGGCUGGCCGGGACCUGACCGACUACCUCAUGAAGAUCCUCACUGAGCGAGGCUACAGCUUCACCACCACGGCCGAGCGGGAAAUCGUGCGCGACAUCAAGGAGAAGCUGUGCUACGUCGCCCUGGACUUCGAGCAGGAG